CCUACCAUUAAAAUUAUAGACUGAUCAUUUCUUUGUCAGUGGGCAAACGUACAAAAUCAGCAGGGGAUCAAAUACUCUUUCCCUCACUGUAUAUAUGAUGCGCCGAUUAACCCCCAAACCAGGUUUUGAUGUCACACCCCUCUGCUUGCGAGCCGAUCACUGUACUGCUGAGCCUCCAAGUCGGCUAAGCCAAGGUGUCAAACGCUGGCUCGUGCCAGUAACGUAAUCCCGCUCGCGGCUCGCGCUUUGCGGAGGCUGGAGGGUCCGGUGGCCGUGUUUGGCACUCUAUCUCUGGGGCUUUUACUGAGGUCGUUGUGUUGCUAGGGCCGUUGCUAUGGCGGCCGCGGUUCCUCCCGCUCUACCCGGCGUGGACUCCGCCUCAGGUUGUGCGCGGUGCCGGCACUUGCUUCCUCCGGCGGCGAUGAACUUGAUCGAGUGCGACGUUUCGGCUCGGUGAUUCAACCGCUAAUUCCAAGAACGCACACGCGCGCACCUUCCUGUUGCGGGACUUAUCCACUAAUCUGCUUAUUCGCCGCGUGAGGCCAUGCGUGGUGGUUUCCACAUUUAGGUACCCGGUGAAUUUUCGUUGUUAAUGAAGCUGAGUUGGUUAUUUUACCAGUGUGGCCGAGAAUUAACCAAACCUCCAAAUGCAGCACUGUUCUUCUGAAAAGUACAAGUUGUCGAUUUAAAACGUUUUGUGCAGGAGUCGUGACGUGUUGGCUACGUGUUUGUCCAUCGACCCCGAGGUCGCCCUUGCAAACCAGAUCUCCGUCCAUUUCAUGGGAUAUUCCAGGGGACAUGUUUUAACAAAUGAUAAAUUAACAGACCCACUGAGGUCUUCCUGGAUAAGUACUUUUUGUUGGUGGAGUUGAUAGGCCCGUCAUCGCUAUUGGCAUGAGAUAUGACACCCGUCCGUGUGGCCAUCCAAGAAUGCUUCACACAUUUACACAAACUACAAAAGGCAAGUGCUUUGAAUAUCAUCGGAGAGCUUGCCAGCACCAAUACCCAGAUGUGUGUGGGUUUUUGGGCAGGACAGGCAGUGGAAUAGUGUCACAUGAGCAUUCCAGUGUGUAAAACACAUGUGGCGUUACGCUGCAAUCUGAUACGAGUGGACUGGCUUGCCCAGCUUGUAGUGUUUCUCAUUUCUGCUAGGCUUUGCAUGUCUGGUGCGGAAGUGGUGAAGUAUGGGUCUAGGUCACUUGUCUCGGUUGGCGUCUGUGGAUGCGUGGCGGAGAGGGCACAGGGUGCCACGUGGCAUCCCCACCAGCCCCCCCCCCCCUAUGCUUAUGAUAAAUGUAUGGAUUUGUCUGUCGCAAUUGAUUGUCUGAAUAGUGUGUGUACAUAUUAAGUGUUAAUUAUUUACACUCCUUAAACGAAUUGAAUUAAAAUGAGCAUUAGAAAGAGGAACACAUGGAAUUGGAGAACAUGAAUCAUAUGGAGACAUAACGUUGACUGUUGAGGAACAUAAGCGGCCUUGCACGUCACCGCUAGAAGGGACGAUGGCCAUGGCAGGCGAGACUCGCGAUGGAGCGGCAACCAAGGGCGGGAACGUGCCCGGGAGUACGCACACCGGGGAGACGGUGCUCUUGUGAAAUCGUCUCGCAUGCGGGUGCCGGAUGGAAACUGUGAUAGAUGGCGAUGGCUUGGGGGGGGGGGGGGGGGGGGGGAGUGAGGCGUUCGUCCAGCAGUGGAUAGAGCAUGGCUGGUGAUGAUGAAAAGGAAUUGGAAAAUCAUCUCCUUGUAGGACCCUCCUGAAAAAGAGUCUUGGGACUUUUAUUGAAUAGUUAAUUCACGAACGAUUGGUUCAUGGCAACCUGGCAGCCAGCAUGGAUUCUACACAUCACAACAACAACAGCAGCAGCAAUAACAACGCUCUGAAUUCAUACAAUGGCAGAAUGCAGUCCCAAGACGGUUUGACAAACAUGGAGAACAAAUGCCACGUGAGCCAAACAAUAUAAUCAAUUUGUAAAUCAGAUCGUAAGUCACACCGUGUAGGGGGGUGAGUUACUUCAUCCCUUUUUGGGGGGUGCUGGUCAGCACACGCUGGCAAAGUCGUGGCGCCCAUCCCCUGCUCCCCCCACUCCUCCAUCCCUUUGAGUGUUCGUGGGGGGGGGGGCGUGGGGUGGGCGGGUGCUGGAGUUGCCGAUGCUCGUGGUGAGGAAGUUUGGAGAUCCGCGUCGAUACGAAACAGGAAGUGGUGAAAGGCAGAGAGACGAUGUGCCAUGACCCCCAGAUAGAUACACCGAGUGUCUUAAAUAAUGAAAACAUUGUACUUGUAAUGCCAUGUGUUCACCAGCACGGUGAUGUAUGGUCAAACAUAUGUCAUGACGACAAAGCAUGGGAAGACUUAAUCCAGCACUGGAUUAAUAAAGGGAUGAGAAUAAUAAUUCCCUUUCUAUUCCUAGGAAAGACUGAGUCUCAAGAUUCCUUUUUAAAGACUAUCUUGCUACUUUUGGAUGUUUAGCCAAUUCCAUUUUGAGUUUUUGGCCUCGUAUGGGAGCAAACCCAACGCAGCGUUGUUACUCUCAAACCUCCACACAGAUAGUUUUAAGAAUCCAUUGCUCUACUGCCAUCAUGUGGCCACUUUGCUGCCCUAGCCUGCGAUGUCGGCUAUUCCUCGGCAGUCUCUCAUGCACGUAUUAGCCAGACCGAAGCGUGCUAAGCUUGUGAAAUCUGACGAGAUCGGACACCUAUCCAGGGUGCUUUUUGGGUGGUUGGGGGAAUUUUUGAAUUUUGUUUGCCGGGCGUUGCCGCUACUGGCGCUGGUACGCGGAAUUUUGGACAGCACUGGGGAUUUUGGUUUUGACGGUGGCUCCUUCGGAACUGAUGAGUGUACAUCCGUGCCAGAAGAAAGUGGGGGGGUCGUGACCUGACGGAUGGAUUUUAUACCAGCGCCUUCGUGUCACCGCACACUGCUGUUAGCGGGCUGGUCAGUCGGAGGGGCUAACGACAUGGGGGGGGGGGAGCGAACGAGCACUCCGCACGUCCAGCUCCCCUGGCAGGUCCGCUAAAAUGGCCCCGAUGACUCCGCCUUUCUGGGAACACAAUGGCCAGUACCAAGUCCCGCGAGAGAGGCGGGAACGGCGAGACCGAGCCCGCUCGCUGGCUCGUUGAACAUCGGAUUCAGUCGGCAAACAAAGCCGCUGCGCGUUUCUGGCGUGAUGCAUUUUCCUCCGAUUGUUACCCCUUGCUCCGCAUAAGCAUUUGCCGAGUCUACUCGUUGCUUUUACAGCGGUGUCACUCACACUACGCUUCCCCUUUGCUGGGAAAUGGUUGGGUCCGUGGAGGGAGGGAGGGAGGGGUGUGAGUGGAGGGGGCAGAGAACACGAGCUGCUGCUGCUGCCACAUCACAGUGCUGGCCGUUUUUCUACAGUGGUGCAGAGCGGCUAACUGUACCGGCCCGCCAGGGCUGUGAGCCGGUGCACCUGUGACCACCUUGACGUGCCAGGCGGCAGCUACCCACGUGGUGCGUCAGGUGGUAGGGGACGUAGUGUGUGUGCGUGUCACGGUGUCACGUGGUACUGCACCUGGCGAUAUCACCACUGCCCGAUAACCUGCAGUGACACCGCAAUCCGCGCCGAGCGGCAGUGAUCACCAAGAUCCGGGUGCUGCUAAAAGAAGCGCCAGCUGGGGGGGAGAGGAAGAGGGAGGGAAGAGGAGGAGGUAAUUACCGCCGCUGUCUCCACCACCACCACCUCGUCCUGUCCACUCGGAGUGAGCGUGGGUUCAAGCUGGAGUCAGUUCGCAAGCGCUUAGGGCAACGAGGACAGCGAUCUGCGUUGUCACCGAGCCUGAAUCACCACCGUUGCUAGGAGGAUUCACCGGAUCACUUCUCACCGGCCUGCCACCGCUCCCCUCACCGCCCCGAGACGACGCUUGAUACGUGGCUGUUGGAUUAGGAACACGAGCUGCACUUGCAGCGAUGUCAUGAGCCGGGUUGGCUCGGCGGACAAGCGGGAGCGUGUGGGGGGCUCAGCAGACAAGUGGGAGCUGCUGGAGGCCGCUGUGUGGAGUCAAACCCAAGGGAGGUUGCGUCGGCUGAACCCUAAAUUGGCCGGCGCUGUCCGGCGCAGCUCGGUGUUAAAGGAACUCGACGGAGCUGACUCAAAGGCGCAAGCCCGGAUCUCAUUUUGGUGCCGUCACUACCGGGGCAUGCGUUGUUGAGGGGCGCCGUGAAGACGGGAGUCGCCGGGUGACGAGGAGAGGGAGAAUUGCUGCGCCACCUCAUCACGAGUCGCCAAUUUGCCGCGUUUCUCUGCGGGCACCUCAUUUAGGAAGCCUCGUGAGCCGUUGCGUAACGAGGAGGCUCGCAGCAUUCCCAAUGCGCGCGCUUCGUGGGAGCCAGGUGUCUCCUUUGAUGUGUUAAUUUGUGUUAAUUAUAAACGUGGUAAGGGGUGGGGACUUGACACGAGCGAGAGAAGGGGGUGUGGCCAACUGGCGUUCUAAACAACGACCCCUCACGCUAAAGGAUUAAAUUUGCACCGAGCGACAACACCCCGGGUGGAUCAACCACGACGCCCAACUCACUGCCCAGCGGUUAGCACGUGGACGGUGUUGCCAGCCGGGUAGAUGAGAGGUGCGCGUGUCAGCGAACAAGCGACUGAGCCGCCGGUGCAGGUGAACGGCUGCACGGGUGCGUAGGUCGGAUCUCGUACGUUCGCCGUCUUGCUUGGGACCAGUUUGGCUGGCGUGGUGCGUGCCAUGGCGCCGAUCGGAUCGUGCCGUGUGUGCGGGCGCAAGCUGCAAGGCAAGCAGCGGCGAUGGCUGUUCCGGGGUCCUCGCGUCCCACCAGGCCGCCCUCCCUCCUCGCCCGGCCCCCCCGGAUCCCCCGCGGCCCCCCCGCGCCGCCCGGAGCUGCACGUGGCGCUGGCGCACGUGACACGUUGCCCGGUGCGGCCCGGCGAUGGCGCCUCGCCCUUCGCCUGCUCCAAGUGCGCCUUCAUGCUAGAGCGCGUGUACCGCUACGACGCGGUGGGGGCGCGCGUGCAAGCGCUGUCCCUGCAGCACCUGCGCCGUCUGCUGCGUGAAAAGGAGCAGCUGGUGCAGUGCCUGCUGCACCUUUACGGCCGCACGCAGGGCCCCAUCGACGGCACCGUCGGUGACGGCGUGGCGCUGGCGGACGCCCGCUACGACGCGCUGCUCCGUGCCGACCUGGAGCUGUCGGCGUUCGAGUGCUGGGCGGAGCCGGGACCCGACACCUCCGACGGGCCGCCGUGCCGCGGCCGGCGCUGCGCCUGCUGCUCCGGACUGCGCGUGCCAGACUGGGGCUACGAGUCGGUGUGCGGCGUGCCACGCCGGCUGCAGCACGGAACCAACGUCGGUGCCGCCGCAACAUUCAACGGUGCCGUUUCACCGAGCGGCGAGGAAGACGACACCGAGGAUUGCUGCUCAGCAUCCGUGCUAGUCUCGGCGAGCGUGUGCAGUGACGGCGCCGGCAGUGAGGUGGCCCCGUUUCUCAUCGUGCCGGAUCAGGAAGAAUCGCCUUUCUGCCGAGACGAUGGUAGUUUUCUGAAUUCCACGGACCUAUCGAAGGCCUCAUCUGCUGGGGAGCUGGUGCCCGAUGGGGCGAUCCCCUCUCAUGGAUGCCCCUUACUGCAGGGGGAGCACCACUCCACCACCUUCAGCAGUCGCUGCUUGUGCCGCGACUUAGUCAACUCCACACAGGCUCCUUUGUCCCUGGCGGAUAACCCGGACCCUGGGCCCUGUCCCCUGUCAGAGGUGCUACGUGCCAUGAGGGACAUCGGAUUCAGGCCGGUGCGUGGCGCCCCCGGGAGCCGGCUGCCAGUGCUGGUUAGGCUGCCCACCGUCGUCUCCGCCACGAGGGGCAGUCCCCCUGCGCCGAAUGCCCCCAAACACACGCCAUCCCCGGCGCCCCCCUCCGUGCCCCCGCCGUGCUUUCGCCGGCUGGGCGCUGACGACGAUGACGACGACGAUGACGACCGGUGUAGCCUCUACGAGGAGCUGAUUGAUGACCUCUGUGAAGAGUAUUUGCCCUUCCAGUGCAAGAAGAUGACCGAGGAGCAGGAGGAGGAGGCCGGGCGGCUUCAGCGCUCUGCCGGGGAGAUGGCGGCCGCGUUGGCGAAGGCGCAGGCGGAGGCAAGGGACCUGCAGGAGCACGUACGCCAGCUGGAAAGUGCCGGCAAGGAACUGCAGGAGAAGCUGACGGAGACGGCGUCGGAGCUGCGAACGCAGGAGCAGAACGCGCUGAAGCGAGACCGCGCCAUACAGGGCCUCUCGCUCGCCAUGAAGGCCAAGGACAAAGAGAUCUCGGAGCUGUGCGAGGAGUUGGAGAACCGCGACGCGGCGCUGGUGAAGGCGCGUGACGCCACGCACAAGGCCCAGCUGCAGAAGUUCCACGGAGCGGAGGAACAGCACGCCCUGCUUACGCAGAAGGAGGAGGAGCUGUGCGAGCUGCGCGCGGCCACGCAGCGCUCGCUCACCGAGACACAGCGUGCCCAGCGGGCGCUGUGCCGUGCCGACGAGCGCCUUGCUGACGCCACGGCGCAGAGGGAUUCCGCUGAGGAGGAGAAGGAGGGCGCCGUACUGGAGCGCCAGCGUGCGGAGCGGGGCGUGCAGGAGCUGCGCUCGGAGCUGGAGCGCGCAAAGCGCGAGCGGCGUGAGCGGGAGCUGGAGCUGGUGCAGGAGCAUGAGUCGCACCGGCGCGACUGUGAGCACCGUUUGGCGUCGCACGAGUUGCUGGUGCGUAGGCUCACCGACAGCCUGGCUGACCGCGACCGCCUGCUGCAGGAGUACACGGAGCUCCUACGAGGCUCGGACCAGCUCCCCGACGGGAAGGGCGCCCUCAUCGCCGCCCUGCAGCAGCGACUCAACGAGCAGCACAAGCUGCUGGAGAGAGCGGACGAGGCGAGGAGCGCGGCCCUGCAACACAAGGAAGCGGAGAUUGUGGAGCUGCGGCGGGAGCUGGCGGAGCGCUCGCUCGACCUGGAGCGCCUGCGUGCCCUCCUCGCCGGCAAGGACGAGACGAUCCAGGGUCUGGACGAGCUGAUGCGGGAGCGCGACGCGGAGCUGCAGAGGCUGGCGUCGGCGCUGAAGGAGACGCGACGCGCACGCGACGAGGCGGGGGAGGCGCUGGACGGCUCACUGGCGGACGCGGAGCGGGCCCGCGCCUUGCUGGCGCAGCGCGAGACCGAGCUGGAGGUGGCGCGCCAGGCCCUGCUGGAGCGGGCCGAGGUGGGGGCGCAGGAGCUCGUGCGCCGGCUCACCGAGAGCCUCGCCGACAAGGAACGUCUGCUGGAGCAGGCGCGGUCCGAGGGGGGGCGCCCAAGCGGCGACGCGCCGCGCGAGGGCCGGCGGCUCGCCGAGCUGCUGGCGCAGCUGCGCGACAAGGAGGAGUGCCUGGAGGCCGAGCGCGCCGAGCGGGCGUGCCAGCAGCGGGAGAUGGAGCAGCUCCGGCGCCGGCUGGCAGAGGUCGGGGGAGAGCGGUGGACGGAGAGGGAGGGAGACGCGGAGAGGGUGAAGGAGGAGGAUCCGGGCCGGGAGACGUUGACGCACGUGGAGCUGGGACGACUCCAUGCCGUGCUGCAGGAGAAGGACUCCAUCAUCCAUAGGCUGGUGGAGAACGGGCAGGAGAAGGACCGGCUGCUCACCCUGGUGCAGGCACCGCCCCGGACGCUGGAGCUAAAGCAGACGCUGCGCAUCUUGAAGGACGAGCGGGACAAAGAGACCCGGCAGAAUUUGUUGGGCGAGGAGGAGGAGGAGGAGGACGUCGAGGAUGAUGUGAGCUGUGACGAGGAGGAUGAGGAGGACGAGGAGGAAGAGGAGGGAGGUGACGAUGACAAGACUGUACCGCCCCGCGCCGUUCGGAGGCAGGCGGGCCCCGCGGGGGAGCGAGCGGCCCUCCGGCAUCUGCUGGUGCCGUCCCCCGAGGCCUCGCGGUCCCAGGGAGCGCUUCGGCCAACGCAGGAGGUGGAGAUCUUGAACAAGGAGGUGGAUCGGCUGACACAGGAAGUGCACCGGCUGACACAGGAAGUGCUGGUUCUGCGAGUGCGGAGUCCAAGGAACCUGGUCGGAGCAAAACCGGAUACCGGCAGCGACGCCCACGAACUCCUCCUGAUGGAGCAGGAACAGGAGGGUCGGAAGCUGCAGCAGCUGCUGCACGCAGAACAGCAGGUGUACCAGCACCUGGCUGCCCUGCCGCAGCAUGCGGACAGCCGCAGCCUGCAGGAGGAGCUGGCACGCGUGCGGACGCUGCGACUGCAGCUGCUGGACGGGCUGCGCGCCAAUCGCGAGCUGCGUCACAACCUGGAGGAGCUGUCGCGCGAGCUGGAGACCUCGCCAGGUGUCUCUGCGAGGCGUGAGCUGGCGCUGGAAGUGGAGCGCUUGCGGCAGCAGCUGGAGGAGUCGCAGCGGUGGAACGCAUCCCUCCAGGGACGGCUCGGGCUCCACAUCGCUAACAACGACACGGCCCGCACAGACAGUCUCGUGAGCGGCUGGAAUCAGACGUCGUACAUGAGCUUCCAGCUGAUGGAGCCGGAGGGGCUGGAGGAGGAGCUGCUCGCACUGCCGCUCGCCGAUCUCCGUAACAAGGCCCUGCAGCUCACAGCGCAGCUCAAAGAUAUGCACUUGGCCAAUCAGGAGCUGGAGCGAAAGGUCGGGGAGCGCGAGUUGGCCAAUCAACUCGCGAGCUGCCGUCUGGACGAGGCGGAGAAUGAGAAGAAAAAAAUGGAGGACGAGGUGAGGGCGACGAGGAGGAGGAUGGAGGAGGUGGAAGCGACGACGAGAAUGAAGGAGGCGGAGGCGACGAGGAGGAUGGAGGAGGCAGAGGAGGCACUGAGGGAGACGACGCAGUCCCAUCGGCGGCUGGUGCUGGGCUCCGAUGGCAGCGACGGUGACGCGGUGGCGCUGCUGGAGAAGCAAGUGGAGGGGCUCCUGGCCGACCUCGCCGGCACCCGAGCGCAUCUGCGAGACGCGGAGGAGCGCUGGCGCCAGGCGGCGACGCGGCUCGAGGAGGUGGGCGCCCAAAACGACGAGCUGGAGCGGGAGCUGGAGGGCGUCACGGCGUGUUUGGAGGAGGAGGGUUUCCUGUCCUUCGACGAUUUGCGGGAGGAGCUGCGGCGGCUCCAUCGCAGUCAGAAGGCACGUGAAGGGAAGGAAGGAGCGGCGCGGAUCUCGGGAGCCACCACGGAGGACGUGGACGCCAGCGGGAAGCCACCGGCACCCAAGCCGGCCGAGCUGGUGCAGCGCCUGAGCGAUGCCGAGCGCGUCAACGAGCUGCUCCGGCGCCAGCUGGAGAUGAACACGAGCGUCGACGGCGACAGCAGCUUCAACCCCGACCUCAUUGUGGGCAUGGCGUGCGAGAUCGAGCGCCUCAACGCGGAGCUCGGUGCUAUCCGGCAGCACCAGCUGUCGGCCGAAACGGACCGGCACACGUCCUCCUCCGUCGACCGGAGCGAAGGCGGCGCCGCCUCCGGCGAGGAGCCGGUGUCACCAGCGUCACCGUUGUCACCGCUGUCAGAGCCGCCACCCUCACCGUCGCGCGUCGUGGGGUCAAAGGCCGGACGGAAAUCGCGGCUGCCGGUCCCCAAGAGGCUGAAUGUCUCGGCGGCAGUAGCGGCCGCCCCUCCUCCAGCCCGCCGCUCCGCUCAGUCCGAUGCCCUCUCGUCUCCAACGAGCGGUCACGCGAUGCCGUCCGAAGGUCACGUGAUAAUAUCCGGAGAUCACGUUAUUCCAACCGGAGGUCACAUGACAUCGGUUGAAGGCCAUGUGAUGCCGGUCGGAGGUCAUACGCCACCGGCAGGAAGUCACGCGACACCGGCAGGAAGUCACGUGACACCGGAUGGAACUCACGCGACGGCGAUCGGAGGUCACGCGGCACCGGCCGGAGGUCACGCGGCACCGGCCGGAGGUCACAUGGCUUCGGCCGGCGCACGCGCUACGACCCCGGGCGGCGCCGACGCGGCUCAGCGCGAGGGUGGCGCGGGGCGGUGCGAGGCGGACUCCUCACAGGUGGAGUUGGAGCUGGAGCACAUGCGAGCGGCGCUGGAGGACUACAAAAAGCAGAACCGCGUGCUCGAGGAGCGGCUCCUGCUGGCGAACAAGGCAGCGGCACCACCAGGGCUACUCGCACCGCCACCGAGCGGAGAGGCGAGCCUGGCCUGCAAGGGAGUGCAGGUGGAGGUGCAGGACCUGGGCUAUGAGACGUGCGGGCGCAGCGAGGCGGAGGACUACCCCGGCCCCGGUGGGAUCGCCCGGCACGGCAGCCGGGACACCAUCUCCCCUGCCGCCGGCGCCACUGCUGCCGCAGCCGCCGCCAGCGAUGCUGCGGCCGGUGCCGGUGAUGCCCCGGGGCUGCGCCGGCAGGUAGAGGACCUCAACGCGCAGCUGGGGAACUACCGGCAGAUCGUGCGCGAGCUGCAGGCCCGCCAGCGCGGCCGUGACGGCGACGGAGUCGCGGCAUCGGCGGACGUCGUCAGCACGGAAGGCGUGAGCGGGCACCGCCACGGGCAGCCUAAGGCGGUGUUGCGCAGCGACUCCUGCAACGGCUCCGACUCGGCACAGGGCUCGGAGCACGACGGCGACGGCACGCCGUCCUCCGGCACGCCGAGGUCCCCCGCGGUCGUGGGCGUUGGCCCCGGGCCGAGCCGGGGGGAUCUGUCGCGUCCGGCCCAGAACGGGGGGGACCCCCUGGCGGGCCCCCGUUGCGCCGCGGACACCGACGGUGGGCAACGCGACGGCGGGGAGAGCGACGGGUCGCCAGCGUCGACCGCGGGGGCGGGCACGGCGGCGUGGAUGCGGCAGCUUUCGCGAGAGGCGGAGCGCGAGGUGACGCGGCUCAUGGGCCAGGUCGGCCGUCUGGAGGAGCAGCUGCACGACACUAAGCGGCUCAACCGGCAGCUCAAGGAGCAGCUGCGCGGCCUUCACGGCAAGAGGGACGGCAGCGGCAGCGCUGGCGAGGGCCCGCGGCUGGACUCGCUGGUGCAGGCGCAAGCGCGGGACCUAUCGGAGCUGCGCCAGCGGCUGCGCUUGAGCGCGCGGCUGUGCGGGGAGCUGCGCGAGCGCCUCUGCACGCUCACCAAGGCGCUGGAGGAGCUGCUGAGCUCGGGUGACGUGGACUACUACGCAGGCGAGGGCGUCCGUAAGCAGCUGGGGCGCACCGCCCACCUCAUGGACAAGCUGCUGUCCCGCAUCAACUUGGCAGAGGGGGUCCCUGAUGGAGGACGUGCAGAGAGCGGUGACAAAGACGAUGCCGUCAAUGGUGCGGGAUCCCUGCAGCACGAGGUAGCCAUGCUGAGGAAGCAGCUGGAGACCGAGCGGCGUCAGCUGACGAAGAAGCUGCAGGAUGCGACGCGGCGCAGCGAGGCGCAAGCAACGCACACGCACACGCGCAUAGAGAGGCUGGAGGAGGAGCUCCUGGAGCGGGACCGACUGAUCGAGGACCUUCAGCAGCAGCUGUCGUCUCCGCCUCCAUCGCCCUCGGCCUGCGACGACCGCUUCCUGCGCCCGCGUUCCGCCUCCGGGUCGGGUCGCUCGAGCCACUCGCGCUCCCGAGCCGGCUCCACGUCGGGGUCCGUGUCCGGGUCAGACGGAUCCGUUUCUGGUUCCGCCCCACGCUCGUGGAACCGCUCCUGCUCGCUGAGCUCCGAGCGCGAUUCACUGGACCGCAAGUCGCUCGCCGAGGAGGAGGAUGGCGACAGUUUCCAGGAUCACUACAACUCGGCAAGAGGGCCAGGGGAGCGUUAUUGUGACGACCAAAGGAGGGCAGCGCCGGGGGCGGUACCCGCGGCGGCGGUGGCGGCGGCAGUGCCUAGGGGUUACCAUAGCGACGCGGAGGUCCUGAACCGGGGGCCUUGCGGUUACCACGGAAAUGGGCUGCCGCACAGCCUGUCCGGGUUCGGAAGCGCCGAUGUGUCGUUCGAGCAGCGGGGUUACCAUAGCGACACGGGCCACGCAGGAUUGGCUGCUGGACAUCACGCCUCCCAUCAUGCGCUAGCUGCGCAGGCCUACGCCGUUGCCGCCACUGCUGCGGGGGCGCCGUUCGGAGCGGUGGAAGGCGCCAAGAAUCUGGCGCUCGUCGUGCACGGCGCUGAGAAUCGAGCGUUCGACGCGCACGGCUGCAAUUACGCGAACGCCCCCACCGCAGGAGCGCCUGGCCUCUUCCUGCCGUCCUUUCCUUCUCACUCUCGCGCCCUCGAGCUGUGCCGCCCCCCACCGGUGCCGGCGCCGGUGGCCGAGGGCCCCCCCCAUCGGCCGGGCCUGCCCUACACGCGGCCGCCCCCUUCGGGCCAGGGUCGCCCUCCGCUGGGCCCCCACGUGCACCCCCCGGCCCUCUGCCUCUCCGACAUCCAGCGGGAGCUCGACCUCCUGCAGAGGCAGCUGGGAGAACGCUCGGCAGAGAUGGCGCUGGCGGGGCAACACCAGCAGCAGCAGCCGCACCAGCAGCAUCACGAGCAGCAGUCGCAGCUGCACCAUCACCAGCAGCCGCAGCGCCAGCAGCCGCACCAUCACCAGCAGCGCCAGCAGCCACACGGGGCGCCGGGCUGGCAGGGCGGCGCCGCCGAAGCAUUUGCGGCGCCGGUUGCCGGCGAGACGGCACAGCCGGCGCGCGACACCGCGCUGCGGGAGCAGACGCUGCACGAGCGUCUGCGCGGAGCCGAAGAGCUCAAUGCCACGCUCAGGGCCGAGCUGGAGCUGCACCACAGCCUGCUGGGCAGCCCCGGGCAGGGGCAGCUCCAGGGGGGGCGGUCAGCACAAGGCCAGGGGCAAGGCUGGGCCCGGGAGGCGCCAUCGCCCCGGAACAUGGAGCGGCCGACGGCGCCCUCGCCCGUGUUCCCCAGCAGGAACACCGCAGAGCUGCUGGAGGAGCACCUGCGGGAGAUCCGUGCUCUGCGACACCGUCUGGAGGAGUCGAUUCUCACCAACGAGCAGCUCCGGCGCCAGCUGGAGCAGCGGCUCGCCGACUCGGAGCACGGCAACUCCACCAACAUCUACAUUCAACGCUCGGAGGAGAACCGCUGGCACCGCGAGCGUAGCGGACCCCACGACGCCGGCUCGGAGGAGGAGGCGGUACUCAAGGAGGCGCUGCUGCGCAAGACAGAGGAGCUGGAGCAGCUCGGCGCCGAGCUGGACGCGUCGCGCUCGCAGCUGGCACAGCGCCAGUCCGAGCUGGACACGGCGCGGGCGGCCGGCGAGCGGCUGCGGUGCGAGCUGGAGGAGUCGCGGGCGCGGGCGGGAGAGGAGACCCGGCGGGCGAGCGCCGAACUGGAACGGGCCGACCGGGAGCGGGCAGGAGCCAGGGCCGAGCUGGAGCGCGUGCUGGCGCAGGCGAGGGAGGCGGCGUCCGAGCUGGAGGUGGCGCGGGGGAGGCUGCGGGGUGCCGAGCGGGCGGAGGAGGAUCUGCGCGCCGAGCUGGCGGCGGAGCGGGGCGAGCGCCAGAGGGCGGAGGCAGAGAAGGGAGAGAGGGACGUGCGGGAGAGGGCGGCGCUCGCCGGCAAUCACGGCGACGACAGCAAGGAGCUGUCGUGCCAGCUGCAGGCCGCCCACGACGACAUCAACAGGCUGCAGGGUGAGGUGGGCUGGCUCAAGCAGCAGCUGGGAGAGGCACAGCAGGUGGUGACGUCGCUGAAGGUGGAGAUGAAGGUGCAGGAGCGUCUCAGCGGCACUCCUGCCGCCCGCCAUACAGACAAGAAGGCGGCGCUGAGUCGCCGGCGCUCCACGGACGCUCUUGGGCACGACGCCGGGGCGCGACCCCCAACCCCCGACGCCGUGACGUUGGCGGAGCUGCUGGCGGAGAUGCGGGCGCUGCGGAGAGAGCUGGAGCGCGGGAUCCAGGCGAACCAGGCCCUGCGGCUGCAGCUGCAAGCGCAGCUGUGGCAUGGGGAGCGGGCGGCGCCGCCGCCGCCCCCCACCAUGGCCCCCUCCCCCGCCGCGCCGGUUUCCACCAUCAACAUCAGCUACAUGUGGCCGAGGGAUCCCUCCUCCCCUGCUAGCGCCGCCGGAGAAGACGGAGGCGGAGGAGGGAGCGUGCGGGCGACCCGCGGUGGAGCGGAGGCUGCCGACGGGACCCCGGAACCCCAGGCGUUCCCCACGCCGCCCAGCUCCUCCUCGUCCCUGCGAGGACUCGACCUCUCCGAGUCGACACUCAGCAGCAUCGAGGGCGUCCGCAGCGGCAGCGGCGUGCCGCGCCUCAAGGGCGGAAAGUCCUCCACCCCGCACCCGGAGGGGAGCAAGGCAUUCUGGGAUGCGGCUGGCGGUCACGUGAUCGCGCUGGCGGGAGAUUACGACGCGCUGCGGCAGCGCGUGGCCGAGGGGCGGCUCCUGAUCCGCGGCAUGGACUCGCGCAUCCGCGACUGCCUCAACACGCUGGCGCAGCGCGUCACCGGGCGCAAGACAUCGGACGUGGCGACGGUGCGGGAGCUGCGUGGGAACGUGAGCGCCAUGCAGCAGCUGCUGGAGGAGGCGGCCGCCCUGCUGCAGCUCUUCUGGCGCGCGGCACUGCCACCCACGGCACCGACGGGGGCGCCGGCGACAAGCACGCAGGCUGGCGUGCUGAGCGACGAGGUGACGCGGCUGCGGCGCAAAUUGACGGAGCAAGAGUCGCUGCUGCAGAACACCGUGAGCCGCCUUCGCACCUCCAACCAGCGCAAGGACAGCGUGGAGCGGGCAAUCAUCAAGCAGCUGACCAGGACGCACGAGGUGCUCAAGAAGGCUCGCGGCAACUUGGAGCCCACGCAGGUGAACCCCUACCUGGCCUUGGGCCUCGGAUUCGCUCCUCUGAUGAGCUCAGCAGCACGCGCAGGCAGCCUGUCCCCCGGCUCGCUGAGCUCCGGACUCUCCAGGACGUGGGACCCCCCUCUGCAGUUCCGCAGGGAACUCGGCCCCCAGCAGCCCGGAGCUGGCGCACUCGCCCUGCCACUACUGAGCCCCGUGUCCGGCACCCAGUGACACCCUACCACCCACCACAAUACCGCUCGCCACCCAGCAUGCAGCACUCGCUCGUCUACCACUCGACCACCCAGCACCAGCGGCCCGAGCGUCGCUCACCCGCCCUGCCGCUACCAAACACCGCAUCCAGCGUCCAGCCCUCUGCCGCUCACUGCCCAAGCACCCAGCAUCACUGCACUCUGCGGCUCACCACACGUAGCCCAGCACCACCACCACCGCUACACCGCUCAACCCACGCCACCACCACUACACCACUACAUGGCUGAUCGCUCGCGGUAUUCGCGGUCCCACGCCGUUUCCUUUUGCCAAGCCCUCGGACACCAUCGCGACGUCGAACCGUUCCCGUGGCAGAGUUCGCGGCAGGUGGUGGCGGGUUUGUAGCAGGUCAUUAGAAGGUCGUGGCAGGUCAGAAGGUUGUGACAGAUUACGGGAACUCGUAGCAGGUUGUAGGCAGGGCUUCAUUUCAGCUGGGUCUGUCUGGGUCUGCUAGCCAGAAAAUAUUUCUGUGCCCGGCACACCACCUCUAGGAUUCCUUUUCUCGCUUAUGGCUGUGGCUACUGGGCAAGCGCCACCUACUAAUCCAGCCUACCAGUAGCAGCAGCAGCCUUGAAAAUAUUGUGUGAUAAAUUAAGUCCCGGUUGUAUGCGUUUGUAGCAAUUCAUACUCAUGGCAGGUUGUGGAAUGUUGUAGGUAUCUGGCAGCUCACAGGUACACGUGGCAGCUCACAGGUACACGUGGAAGGUCACAGGUACACGUGGAAGGUCACAGGUACACGUGGCAGGUCACAGGUACACGUGGCAGGUCACAGACGGUGGCAGGACGGUGAGACGGUGCCCUUGGCAGCUUCUCCGUCAUUGGUAGAGAGGGAAGUGAGAUGGUCCAGGGUUGUGUUGGGGGGCUCCCAACAGGGCCGGGUUGUGGGAGGCAGGGGGUAGGCCCAGCAUGGCUGGCUAUCCCCCAUUGGUCCAGUGUGGCCAACUCAGACACCAGAACCCAAAUUAUAAUAAAUUCCAACACCUCGAUUAUCAUUUUUAAGACUUGGUUGCCGAUCAGAGGCCCCAAGGCCCAAAACGUCAAACAGCCAGUAACAAACAGCACAAGUGAGUUGUAAUAGAUAAGAGUGAACAAGUUCCUCGAAUUGAGCAAGUUUAUUAUUAUUAUCAGAGCUUGGUGGAAAAUGACAAUGGGAGGAGGGAAGGCCUGAGCCUUAAGAAUCAUGUUCCGUAGCGUCCUGGCUGUAGAGGCAGGUUUGUAAAACAAACAAUUGAGACGGAUGUGAUGUCGUGUGGCCGCUGACCACUGGUAACUGAUCUUCCUCUUUGGCCCUCGGCACAGAAGAGGUUUCUCACCCCUGGCUCUCCUGACGAGGUGCGUUGUAGCAUACUUUGUGUCGCGCCGUCACAAGGUACGGAGAGGGAGGAGGUCAGCCUCUGGGUCAGGGUUCAGGUUGGGGUGACCCGCCCACGUGGAUCAGCGGUAGAGCGAGCGCCUCGGACUCAAUUGGAAGGGCACGAGUUCAAAUCCUAGUUGGGGAGCGGGGGUGUUGACACGGUUCAUCAUCCCUCUCUGGGGUCGAUAAAAGAAGUACCGCAUUGUGUGGAAGCUCAACAGUGAUUGUCCUAUGAGUAGACUCGCCCCCACCAAAGGAAUGUGGAGUUUUCCCCGCUGGCAAGAGCAGUCUGUAGACGGGAGAUGAGCCUGGGGUCUGAGUGGGGGCCGCCAUCUGUCGCGACGGCCAGACGGGCGACGCGUCCAGCGCGGCCGUGAUCCUCGCCAUGGGCCGCGGGAAGGGAGGAGACAUUGUGAUCCGUGUUGACGAUGUUAAUGAUUUAUGCCAGAGGCUGCUGCGCGAUAAUGUUUGGUCGGUUCCUGGCAGACGAUCGCGCUGAGACGGUGAGAAUGAAUGGAAUGGGUACGAGCGGGAGGGGUAUCCGAGGUCUUGGCACAACGCAGCUACAGCGCUGACCCUACGUCAGGCAUCUCCACUCGCUAACCACGCCAGCCAGCCAGACCCAUAGUACUGGCCAUAACACUAACCAGUACUGACUACUCGCUAACCACGCCAGCCAUAUCCCAGUACAGGCCCUAACAAACUGGGACCGACUACUCGCUAACCACGCCAGCCAGACCCCAGUACUGGCCGUAACCCUAACCAGAAACUAACUAGAUACUAACCACACUGGCCAGCCAGAUGCUAAUACUAGCUCUAACCCUAAGUCUAAAUGUAUCCCUAACCUAGUCACACUAGCCAGCUACACUCCAGUACUGGCCCUAACUCUAACCAGACUGACCAUAGUAACUAACUAGAUUGUAAUUCUGACUUUACCUAGUAACCACACCAGCCAGCCAGGUCAUAACCAAACCAACCAACACUUUAAAUCCCUUACAGUCUGAAGCCUUCAGUCUCAUCUCUCCAUUAUCGCAUCACGACUGCAAUGACGUUUAAAGUGCCCUUCCAUGAAAGCGCGACACCGAGCUCGUUAUUGAGAUUUCUAGAACCUCUGUGGAACGGGACAAGGUAACACACGCGCUGAGCGCGUCCGGGUUUGGUCGUGCCUUGAGGGUGAUGUUGAUGCUGGGACGUUCAGCAGUGACAGAGUUCGUAUGUUGGGAUGUCUCGCAGUGUGUUGGGCCGUUCGGCAGUGAAGGGGUUAACCCUUCAGCUGCCGCCACCGUAAGUGCCGCGAGCUUUGCCGUUCAUCUGCCUUUAAGUCCGCGAGUUCCGCCUUACCUGCGCCCCCUGGAGGUCCCUCCUGGAGGAGGAGCCCACCUCGCCACCCGCCUCCCCGCAGGUGAUCGACAAGAGGCAGCAGGUGCCCGAGUGUUACCUGUGCACAGGCGUACACACUCGCACACGGGUUCAGUAUGAAUACUGAUAUGAUGGUUACCUCUGCACGGGCACUUGAAUGGGCUGUACAGAUGUUGGGCGGCACUCUCGCCCUAUGUGCGCUAUGUGUAUGUAUAUAGAACGAUUCGUCGUCGAGACUGAGCGGUUGGCACGUAUGUACAUAUGGGAAUUGCCAGUGGGAUUGGUCGGGCUGCCGAGCACGUGGCCGCGUCAUUGAGCAGUCACUGCUGAAGUUCGCACCCCUUGUGAGCGGUGGUCCGUGCGGUGGGGGGUGGCUAGGGGUAAGCUGCGUGUCGCUGUGAAGUAACGCCGGCGCGAACGCUGACCCUCGCCACGUUCUAGGCAUGACCCCUUGCUGUCACCACACUCUAGCCAGCCAGAACCUAGCCUCUAUCCAUAACCACAGUCGCCCGGCCAGACACCGAGCGAAAACCAAGGGAUUCAUUUCUCACUGGAAAAUUUUGCGGAACGCUGUUUGGCUCGCUUGUUGUUGGUAGCAUGCGGCACGACCACUAAGAGUACAAUGUACGCUUAUACAUUGUAAUAAUACAGGAUUUCGGCAUAUAUUGUGAUCCUAUGCUCAGAAUAAGUAAGAUGAGAUGGAUAUGGCUACCAAAAAAUCCCCCCCGAAGGGACCCCCGCGUGUAGCUUAAUCUCAAAAACCCGAGGUGCGUGACACGGACCUCCCCCAUCCCAAUCGGAGCCGUCUUCAAGCAGCCUCGAUCAUGCCCGCAGACCUAAAAUUGUAUUGACGUAUACUGUAUAAAGUUACAGUAUUAUAUACUGUACGUAUCAGGUUUGACACGGCGUGGCGAGACGACGCCCCCCCGAUCCGGAGGCUGGGUCUCGCGUGCGGUCAGCCCCGAGUUGGGGCCACGGGAAACAGCCCCGGGUCCCCGAUCGCAUGCGCUUUGCCCAGUUGCCCCACGAGUCCCCUCGCCCCCCCCCCCCCCUCCAGUGUUAAUAAAACGAGGAGCGCUCCCAA
This is a messenger RNA of Petromyzon marinus (sea lamprey), 18734 nucleotides long. RefSeq lists its product as uncharacterized. NCBI's taxonomy places the organism in Eukaryota, Metazoa, Chordata, Hyperoartia, Petromyzontiformes, Petromyzontidae. Gene Ontology annotation, biological process: centrosome cycle; regulation of Golgi organization; positive regulation of microtubule nucleation. The record is from RefSeq and is a predicted model, not a curated record. Gene Ontology annotation, cellular component: centrosome; Golgi apparatus. Gene Ontology annotation, molecular function: molecular adaptor activity.